CACCCCCACCCCCUCCCCCCCUCCAUGGAAUCAGAUAACAGCACAAGCUUCACCUACCUCGGCCGCAACUUCAGCAACCUAAGCCUCAACGACCACUCCUCCGCCUUCAGCGACUGCAACAGCGACAGAUCCGGCGAGUUCCCCUCCGCCUCCUCCGAGAGCCGCCGCCUCCUCCUCUCCUGCGCCUCCGACAACUCCGACGACCUCAUCCGCCACCUCGUCGCCCACCUCGACUCCUCCCGCUCCGUCGACGAGCAGAAGCAAGCCGCCAUGGAGAUCCGCCUCCUGUCCAAGAACAAACCGGAGAAUCGGAUCAAAAUCGCCAAAGCGGGAGCGGUUAAGCCGCUAAUCUCGCUGAUCUCCUCCUCCGAUCCGCAGCUCCAGGAGUACGGAGUCACCGCCGUGCUUAACCUCUCCCUCUGCGACGAGAAUAAAGACUUGAUCGCUUCCUCGGGAGCGAUCAAGCCGUUAGUUAGGGCGUUGAAGAUGGGGACGCCGACCGCGAAGGAGAACGCCGCCUGCGCUUUGCUGAGGCUCUCGCAGGUUGAGGAUAAUAAAGUCGCGAUCGGGAGAUCAGGAGCGGUUCCGUUACUCGUGAAUUUACUCGAAACGGGAGGAUUCAGAGCGAAGAAAGACGCGUCGACCGCUCUUUACUCGCUCUGUUCGGCUAAGGAGAAUAAACUCAGAGCAGUUGAAGCGGGGAUCAUGAAGCCCCUUGUGGAGCUGAUGGCGGAUUUCGGAUCCAAUAUGGUUGAUAAAUCGGCGUUUGUGAUGAGUCUGCUUAUGUCUGUUCCGGAGUCGAAGCCUGCGCUUGUGGAGGAAGGUGGGGUGCCUGUGCUGGUGGAGAUUGUGGAGGCGGGGACGCAGAGGCAGAAGGAGAUUGCUGUGUCGAUACUGUUGCAGCUUUGUGAGGAGAGUGUGGUGUAUAGGACUAUGGUGGCUAGGGAAGGAGCGAUUCCUCCGCUGGUGGCGCUUACUCAGGCGGGGACGAGUCGGGCGAAGCAGAAGGCGGAGGGGUUGAUUGAGUUGUUGAGGCAGCCAAGAUGUGUUAGUAAUGGUGGGAGAUAGAUGAUUGAAUGAACCUUCUUCUUUUACUUUUGUUUACAUCUUUUACUCUUUUUUUCUUACACUGUUAAUGGUAUAGAUACACAGAUGAGAAGGGAAAGAAAGUGUAAAUAGUUUGUUGUGCACUAAAAGUGUAGGAAGUUAGUUUGCUUUGCCUCUAUAAUGUGUAUCUUCUUGCGUUGUGAUCCAGUUGAUAAAUUUCAGUUUGGUUUUAACCGUUCC
This is a messenger RNA of Eruca vesicaria subsp. sativa (arugula), 1287 nucleotides long. The record is from the annotation of a GenBank genome assembly. Lineage: Eukaryota; Viridiplantae; Streptophyta; Magnoliopsida; Brassicales; Brassicaceae.